AUGUCUCUUAAGAAAACCGCCACCCCCGCCAAAAACACCGACGAUCGAACAGGCAGAGUAACUACCGCCCGGCCGCCGCUGGCUCCAGUCCGCCGCCAUUAUUCUUUAUUCGCAGCGAACGGCGGCGAGGUUGUGGGGCUCGGGACGGAGACUCCAUCUUUGCCGCGGCCCCUCCUGCGAGGAGGAAAGGCCCGGAGCGCGAGGUGUCCGGCGCCUCCCCGUCCCCCCUCGGUCCCCCCGGCUCUCUCGGGCUCCUGCCUCCUCCUCCUGCUCCUCUUACCGGUGGUACAAGCUCCUCCGUCACUGCUUUCGUUCGCGGCCCGGAUCUCGCUGGAGUUUUAUUCUCUCCCCCACGUAACACACCGCGUCAAACUACACCUCCGCCGCGUCACUCACCAACACUCCGCUUCUCCCAGCCGCCCGGGCCACAGGCAGCAGCAGCCGCCGCGGACUGAGGAGCCGCAGCCAGGGAGCCAGCCAGCGCCGCCCAGUGCCGAGUGCGCAGCGGCCGCGCACGGAAACAGCCGAGUCCGCCCGGAGGAGCUCGAGCGGCCCCGCCCCCCCGCGCUGGAGGCGGAACUUGCCGAAGCUCUUCGGUUUCCUUCGGGCGAGGCGCAGGGGUUCUCCCGGGAGUGGGAAGGCGAAGGUGGGCUGGGACCCGCGUGGGCGGGGAGGAGUGAUCUAAGCCCCAUCGUUUUGGCGGCUAAAACCCGGCGGCGGCGGAAACCUGAAGGAGGAAGUGGGGCUGGUGUGUGGCCGGCUGGGGAAAUCCAGGGGGGUGUGGACGACUGCAUGGAAACUCCCGCGCGGGUCGGGCCCGGCGGCGUCCUCUUUCAUAAUCGUCUUUCUGCCCUUUGAGAAGCAAACCUGUCUUAGGAAGCAGACCGAGAUGGUACAAGGCUGAGCUCCGCCCCUUAUUGGCUUCCUGUAAGAAACAGUUGCCCUUCUUGGUUCUCGUGAUCGAUCACCUGCUGCUUUCUCAGGGACUUGGGCCAAAGAAUAGCCACCUUUCCUUCUGUUAUUCAACCUUUGCUAGUCUACCGGCUUCCCCGCCUAGUAUAUCAAUGUGCCGGCCUGGCUGAGUGGUUUAGCAUCGACCUAUGAACCAGAAGGUCAUGGGUUCGAUUCCUGGUCAAGGCACAUGCCCUGGUUGUAGGCUCCAUCCCCAGUGUGGGGCAUG
Messenger RNA from Myotis lucifugus (little brown bat), 1180 nucleotides. RefSeq lists its product as uncharacterized. The transcript has 3 exons. Bases 1 to 858 code for a protein of 285 amino acids. NCBI's taxonomy places the organism in Eukaryota, Metazoa, Chordata, Mammalia, Chiroptera, Vespertilionidae. The record is from RefSeq and is a predicted model, not a curated record.